CGGCGGAUCGACGCCCUCGGCGCUCUCAGCGGGCGGAAGUGAAGGCGCCGGCUGUUGGGGCAGCUGUUACCCCGGAGCUUUUCGCGAGAGCCGCCGGGAGCUUUGUCGUUGCGGGCCGUAGGGGGCGGCAGGCAGGCCUGAGCUGAGCUGAGAGAGCCAAGCCUCUGGAGACCUGACUGGCAGAUUACUUCUGUAACUAGACCUCCGGUUUGCCCAAACAAAGCACAAUGUCCCGAUCACGACAACCCCCUCUUGUGACAGGCAUAUCUCCAAAUGAAGGAAUACCAUGGACAAAGGUCACAAUUAGAGGAGAAAACCUGGGAACUGGCCCAACUGACCUCAUAGGUCUGACAAUUUGUGGACAUAAUUGCCUCCUGACGGCAGAAUGGAUGUCUGCAAGUAAAAUAGUUUGUCGAGUGGGACAAGCUAAAAAUGACAAAGGAGACAUUAUUGUCACAACCAAGUCAGGUGGCAAAGGAACCUCAACAGUGUCUUUCAAGCUACUCAAACCUGAAAAAAUAGGUCUUUUGGAUCAAUCUGCUGUGUGGGUUGAUGAAAUGAAUUAUUAUGAUAUGCGUACUGACAGGAAUAAAGGAAUCCCCCCCUUGUCUCUACGUCCUGCUAAUCCUCUUGGCAUUGAGAUUGAAAAAAGUAAAUUUCCCCAGAAGGACUUAGAAAUUCUGUUUCCUGGAAUGAGUGCUGAUUUUACAAGUGAGAAUUUUUCAGCUGCCUGGUAUCUUAUAGAGAACCACUCAACCACCAGUUUUGAACAGCUCAAAAUGGCAGUUACCAACCUGAAGAGACAGGCUAACAAGAAAAGUGAAGGCAGCCUGGCAUAUGUGAAAGGAGGUCUUAGUACUUUCUUUGAAGCCCAGGAUGCCCUCUCAGCUAUCCAUCAGAAACUAGAAGCAGAUGGAACAGAAAAAGUAGAAGGAUCCAUGACGCAAAAACUGGAGAAUGUUCUGAACAGAGCAAGUAAUACUGCGGACACAUUAUUUCAAGAAGUAUUAGGUCGAAAGGACAAGGCAGAUUCCACUAGAAAUGCACUCAAUGUACUUCAGCGAUUUAAGUUUCUCUUCAACCUUCCUUUAAAUAUUGAAAGGAAUAUUCAAAAGGGUGAUUAUGAUGUGGUUAUUAAUGACUAUGAAAAGGCCAAGUCACUCUUUGGGAAAACGGAGGUACAAGUUUUCAAAAAAUAUUACGCUGAAGUAGAAACACGGAUUGAAGCUUUAAGAGAAUUACUUCUGGCUAAAUUGCUUGAGACACCAUCGACUUUACAUGACCAGAAACGUUACAUAAGGUACCUGUCUGACCUUCAUGCACCAGGUGACCCUGCUUGGCAAUGUAUUGGCGCCCAACACAGGUGGAUCCUUCAGCUCAUGCACAGCUGCAAAGAGGGAUAUAUACAAGAUUUGAAAGGUACUCCAGGCCUUCACAGUCCCAUGUUGGAUCUGGAUAAUGAUACCCGUCCCUUGGUGUUGGGUCCUCUUAGUCAGACGGCGUCACUGAAGAGGGGCAGCAGCUUUCAGUCUGGUCGAGAUGACACAUGGAGAUACAAAACUCCUCACCGGGUGGCAUUUGUUGAAAAGUUGACCAAGCUUGUUUUAAGUCAGCUGCCUAACUUCUGGAAACUCUGGAUUUCAUAUGUUAAUGGAAGCCUUUUCAGUGAGACUGCAGAGAAAUCAGGCCAGAUUGAAAGAUCAAAGAAUGUAAGGCAAAGACAAAAUGAUUUUAAGAAAAUGAUUCAAGAAGUAAUGCAGUGUCUUGUGAAGUUGAUCCGUGGAGCCCUGCUCCCACUCAGCAUCCCAGAGUGUGGAGUGAGGCAGUAUGGAGGCUGGGAAGUGAAAUCUGAGCUCUCAGGACAGUGGCUUGCUCAUGUCAUCCAGACUAUAAGGCUUACUUAUGAAUCGUUGACUGCCCUUGAAAUUCCUAAUGACAUGUUACAGACUAUCCAGGAUCUCAUUUUGGAUCUCCGAGUACGUUGUGUGAUGGUCACAUUGCAACACACAGCAGAAGAAAUAAAGAGGUUAGCUGAAAAGGAAGACUGGAUUAUAGAUAAUGAAGGACUGACUUCUCUUCCAUAUCAGUUUGAGCAGUGCAUUGUACAUUCUCUGCAGUCACUCAAAGGAGUUCUAGAGUGCAAGCCUGGAGAAGCCAGUGUCUUUCAACAACCUAAAACACAGGAGGAGGUUUGUCAACUCAGCAUCAAUAUCAUGCAGAUUUUUAUAUACUGUCUGGAACAGUUGAGCACUAAGCCUGAUGCAGAUGUAGAUACUACACAUCUUUCAGUUGAUGUUUCUUCUCCCGAUUUGUUUGGAAGUAUCCAUGAAGAUUUCAGUUUGACUUCUGAACAGAGACUUUUGAUAGUCCUGAGUAACUGCUGCUACCUAGAACGUCACACUUUUCUGAAUAUAGCAGAGCAUUUUGAAAAGCACAACUUCCAAGGAAUAGAGAAAAUAACACAGGUUAGCAUGGCUUCAUUGAAAGAAUUAGACCAAAGACUCUUUGAAAAUUACAUUGAGUUGAAAGCAGAUCCUAUCGUUGGCUCCUUGGAACCUGGAAUUUAUGCAGGCUAUUUUGAUUGGAAAGACUGCCUGCCUCCAACAGGUGUCAGAAACUAUUUAAAAGAAGCAUUGGUGAAUAUAAUUGCUGUGCAUGCAGAGGUGUUCACUAUUUCCAAAGAAUUGGUACCUCGAGUUCUAUCCAAGGUGGUCGAAGCAGUUUCCGAAGAGCUGAGUCGACUAAUGCAGUGUGUUUCAUCCUUUAGCAAAAAUGGAGCAUUACAGGCACGCCUUGAAAUCUGUGCUUUGAGGGAUACUGUUGCUGUUCACCUGACACCUGAAAGCAAGUCUAGUUUUAAACAGGCUUUGGAAGCCCUGCCUCAGCUUUCAAGUGGAGCAGAUAAAAAGUUACUGGAAGAGCUGCUGAACAAGUUCAAGAGUAGCAUGCACUUGCAGCUCACCUGUUUCCAAGCUGCUUCUUCAACUAUGAUGAAAACAUAAAUACCGCCCAAAAAAAAGGGCAUUUGAAAGAUAAAAAGUAAUAAUUGUUAUCACUUUAUUAAGUGCCCUAAAGGUAUUAGCAUACAAAGCAUUAGGUUUGUACUCUUUCUCUUUUCCCCAAAUUGGCGGCUUAGAAAGAUGUUUGUAUGUUUUAUUUCAACCAAAAUGACCCAGUUUGAAAUGCCCAAGCAAUAACUUGUUUUGUCAUUUUUACAAAUACCUCUAACUCUCCUAAUUCAAGUGGAAUUUUAGAAAAUUUGCAGUUUGCCUAAGAAAAUGUUAUAUUUGGUGUAAAUUAUUUGUGAUCCAGAUGUCCAUGAGUUAACUUUGUGUCUUGCUGCCUCAUUUUUAUUUCUCACUGAGCUAAUAAACAUUAAACACCUUUCAGUGUAGGUUUUCUUUGUCCCACUCACUCUUAAAGUGUUUUUUUCAUGUCAAUGCAUGCCUGCCCCUUAGGACCCAUUUGUUACUGUGGUAGAGCUUAGAUACCCCAAUAGAUGCUGGUGGAAAUAGCUGCAGCCUUCACUGCCUCUUAAAGAACAAGCCAGGCCCCCUGGUGACAGCUGACACUCCUGCCCACCUCUGUUCACUCCUUCCCCUCCAGCAAUUUCUUUUCUCUCCACUGCUCCUUACCAUUUGAAGUAUCUUGCUCAGUAGCUAAAAGAACAUUGCUCUGGCGUAGUCUGUGUUUUCUGAAGAUUCAGACACUCCUCUCUUACCAGGCAGUAGGAGCUGCUGAUGAAACUCAUGCCAUUUGUCCUACAUUCACUGCUGACUUCGUUUACCAGCAUAGACGCAGGGCACUGUGACCUCUUUCAAAGGCAGCUUUCCCUACCUAAUUUUACCAUACCGUUUACUCAGAAAACUGAGUAAUUCUCUUACCCAUUGGCUGUGUGUUAGGAUUCUCAAAUUUUUCUAUGGGUGUCAUAGAAUCCCUUGUUAAGGCUGAAAUUAAUAUCUUUACUAAUACAAGUAAUUUUAGAGUACAAAUCACCAGAUACAGUAUCCAUUAUUUGGAAUAAGUCAGUGUUGUUAUGUUUAUUCAUUUGGUGUAUGGGGGAAAUCAUAAUAACUGGAAGUGAAAGUUUAAUUUUUACAAAUGUGCUUGAUAAAACUUACUAAGUAAUACACAGAACAUUGUCUCUCCUAAGCAUGUUAACUAUUGCACCUAACAUGAUGAUGAACUAAAUUACAAAUCUACAGUCCUGGAUGUUUGUAUUAUUUUAAAUAUCUACUACAGCGCAUUUGUCCAAUAAAGAAUGUAUCUUUAAUACAA
Molecule: messenger RNA, 4278 nt
Organism: Mustela erminea (ermine)
Lineage: Eukaryota; Metazoa; Chordata; Mammalia; Carnivora; Mustelidae
Gene: EXOC2
Product: exocyst complex component 2
Exons: 29
Coding region: 228-3002 (924 amino acids)
Biological process (GO): exocytosis; Golgi to plasma membrane transport
Cellular component (GO): exocyst
Source: RefSeq, a predicted model, not a curated record